CCGGUGAAAUUAUUUUAGGAAACCAAAGUGACUUUUUAGCUCGAAAAAUUGGGUAUUUGAUGGCGGCGAGCGCGAACCCGUCGGGGAACAAUCAGGAAGGUUCGUCGGCGACGCAGAAAGUAUCGUCUUCUUCAGCGGCGGCGACGAAUGGCGCAGCUGUGAAUUCGGUCGAUAAUGGUGGCAACACAGGCGCGGCGGCGGAUAAUUCACAGACGAUUGGCGCCUUGAGGCAUAAUCCUGGGAUCUCUACCGAUUGGACUCAUGAGGAACAAUCUCUAUUGGAAGAUUUGCUCGUCAAGUACGCGACAGAACCUUCGGUUUUUCGAUAUGCGAAGAUUGCGAUGAAAAUGAAGGAUAAGACUGUUCGAGAUGUUGCUCUGCGCUGUCGAUGGAUGACUAAAAAGGAAAACGGAAAGCGUAGGAAAGAAGACCAUUCGUCGAGGAAAAGCAAAGAUAAGAAAGAAAAAGCUACAGAUUCUUCAGCCAAGUCCUCAUCUCAUUUGAAUGUGCAUCCUAAUGGUCCUUCUUAUGCUCCGCCUAUGAUGCCUAUUGAUACUGAUGAUGGUAUUUCGUAUAAAGCUAUUGGUGGUGUGAGUGGAGAUCUUCUCGAGCAAAAUGCUCAAAUGUUCAAUCAAGUUUCAUCAAAUUUCUCAGCUUUCCAGCUACAUGAGAAUGUCAAUAUCUUGUGCAAAGCUCGGGACAAUAUCCUCGCAAUCUUGAACGACUUGAAUGACAUGCCAGAAGUUAUGAAGCAGAUGCCACCUCUUCCGGUGAAGGUGAAUGAGGAGCUGGCAAAUUCGAUUCUCCCUCGCCCAUCCCAUCAAAGGAAGUCAUGAUCGAGUCGACCUAUGGUUGGUUCUGACCAAGGAGUCUCUUUAAUCCGGGAUCAAUGAAGAAAGGAAUAAAUCGCGGGAUAGAGAGAGCUCCAGUCGUACUGGUUGAUAGAAUGAGGGGUUUCCCCUGACUCAUAGAGUUAUAGUCUCUUUUACAAUUUCUGUCAGUCUCUGAAUGUUUUAGCAAAUGGUUAAUUGAUACAUGAGUAGGGUCGCGUAUCGUUGUUUAGGAUGUGAAUAGAUUUCAAUUGGUAUG
Arabidopsis arenosa is the source of this 1089-nucleotide messenger RNA. The record is from the annotation of a GenBank genome assembly. NCBI's taxonomy places the organism in Eukaryota, Viridiplantae, Streptophyta, Magnoliopsida, Brassicales, Brassicaceae.